UGAGACCUGUAUUGAUUAUACUUUUACUCCAGGUCCUCAGUUCCAGGUCUUCAUAUGCUCAGAGAGAUGAUAAUUCGGAGAUACAACGGAACUUAUCCGACGAGUUCUGUCUUCAUGAAACUACUCUUGACUUGAAAAAACUUCAUUUUGUUUCUUCUAAAGACCUAAAGGAGUAUUCUCUUGAGUCCUGUAUCUCCCAUUGUCUGCUAGAACAACCUAGAACUGUUUAUGUGAUGGUCAGUCAUUCAGAUUCAACUUUUUUCAGAGCCAGUUUCAACUGUAUUUGUGGUGCUUCAGAUUCAGUUGAAGGAAGGUCCAAGGUUGAUUUAUCGGAGUGCGAGGUUCCGUGUCCUGGAGGACAAUUCAAGUGUGGAGAUGCAAGCAAGGAUCUUCUCAGGGUGUAUUGUAUAAGAGAGGAGUGUGAGUAUCCUAAAACAGAUCUAUGUGGAUACAGGAAACCCUACAGCUAUCAUGGUUGUAUCCAACCUGAGGAUCUGAAUUGGACCCUGGAUAUAAACCUUAAAUCAUUCAAUAGAUCUGAGAGGUUUGAGUGUAUCUGGGAUUGUCAAAAAUAUGAUAAAACAACAACUCUAGCUGUUACAAGAUUGAUCGGGAGCACUGUAACCUGUAGCUGUCUACAGAACACAACAAUACAGAGAGAAGAUGUUAUCUCCACCAAGUUCUGUUCUAACCUAGAACUAGAUACAAGUUAUUACGUUCAUUGUUCUGCUGAUCUCAACCCUGGAGAAGGUUCGGUGUCGUGUGAAGGAGAGAUGAUUGGAUGCAUCUUUUCACAUUUAUUCAAAUCUAAUUUCAGUGCUUCACUGACGGGGUUGAGUAGGAUGAACCCUGAGACCUGUCAGAACUUGUGUGAGAAUACCCUACCUGGAGCAAAGACUGUUGGAGUUCGUCUUAACCCAACCUCAAGAUCCUUAGAGUGCAGUUGUUCUACUGAAUAUCCAUCCUCCUCGUCGCUAGGACCAAAACAAUCUUGUAAUCUAUCAUGCGGAGACAAACCUUGUGGAGGAAACUCAUCCCAUUCAUCUUACAGUUUAUACUGUAUACCUGACAGACGCAAGGAGAGUGGAAUUUCUUUUCAAUCCUUAACCAACCUGGAGAUAGUCGUUUUAAUCACCCGGAGAAACGUGAACAGUUCUUUAGUAUUCCUUACUUUUAUUUUUAUCUUCGGUUUUGUUUUAGUCUCCGUUCAUCUUUAUAUAAAUAGGCACAAUUUCUUUUAUUAAGUGGAACAAUUAUGUUGUAAAAGAUUAGUCUGUGUUUAAAUGAAUAAUUCAAGAAUAAAAGAUGAGAAAAA
Eurytemora carolleeae is the source of this 1315-nucleotide messenger RNA. RefSeq lists its product as uncharacterized. The transcript is spliced from 15 exons. The coding region runs from base 234 to 1244 and encodes 336 amino acids. The record is from RefSeq and is a predicted model, not a curated record. Lineage: Eukaryota; Metazoa; Arthropoda; Copepoda; Calanoida; Temoridae.